Messenger RNA from Vitis riparia (riverbank grape), 1249 nucleotides. RefSeq names its product calcineurin B-like protein 10. The transcript is spliced from 9 exons. Lineage: Eukaryota; Viridiplantae; Streptophyta; Magnoliopsida; Vitales; Vitaceae. Gene Ontology annotation, biological process: calcium-mediated signaling. Bases 58 to 834 code for a protein of 258 amino acids. The record is from RefSeq and is a predicted model, not a curated record. Gene Ontology annotation, molecular function: kinase binding; calcium ion binding.
UGUCAUCUCCCUCCGAUAAUCCAAGAGAGGAAAUUCUGGAGAGAGAAAGGAGCAGGGAUGAGUUCUUGGCAGGGAACGGCGAACUCUACAUACAAUUAUUUGAGAUCGAGCUCUCUCACAAUAGGAGAGAAGUUAUGUGCUGCUUUUAUACCGUUUAUAGGCAUAAUCGAAGCUCUGGUAUUCGCUGUGGCCGGUUGCUGCGACUUCCACAAAAACAAGCAUCACAAGAAACUGAGAUACGGGUUCAGAGAGCUCUCGCAACUCGCCCGUGAAUCGCAAUUUACUGUCAAUGAAGUGGAGGCCCUGUAUGAGUUGUUUAAGAAGUUAAGUAGCUCAAUUAUUGAUGAUGGCUUGAUUCACAAGGAAGAGCUUCAAUUGGCGUUGUUCAAGUCUCCGCAUAGUGAGAAUCUUUUCCUAGACAGGGUUUUUUAUCUUUUUGAUGAAAAGAAAAAUGGUGUGAUUGAAUUUGACGAAUUUGUCCAUGCACUCAAUGUCUUCCAUCCCUAUGCUCCUACAGAAGACAAAAUAGAUUUUGCAUUUAGGUUGUAUGAUUUGAGACAAACUGGAUUUAUCGAGCGCGAGGAAGUUAAGCAAAUGGUUAUUGCCAUUUUGUUGGAAUCUGAUAUGAAUCUAUCAGAUGAUCUUCUUGAGGCUAUCAUUGACAAGACAUUUGCUGAUGCUGAUGCUGACAAUGAUGGUAAAAUCAACAAAGAAGAAUGGAAAGCUUUUGUACUUCGACACCCGAACCUCUUGAAGAACAUGACUCUUCCUUAUUUGAAGGACAUCACCACAGUAUUUCCAAGCUUUGUUUUCAAUACUGAGGUUGAAGAAUGAGAAUCCAAAACUUUUUUUGGGCAAGGAAUGCAGUCACUUUUGUAGAUGCUUGAAGGGGGUGAUCCAGAGCUUCAAUUCUGUACAGAGCUGCUCUGUGUUGUCAAUUCUACUCAAUCUUUCUGCCCAGAAGGUUUUGAUCUAUGUCAAAAAAUUGUUGCAUCACUGCUGGAGAUGGUGAUGGUGCAGUGCCUUUGAUCUAUGAAAGCAAGGCCAGAACAGGCAGGUCAGUCAGAUUCCUUCUCAUUACCAGCUUCACCAUUCAUCUCCUACAGCAUAACUCAAGCCCAGGGUUGUAGAGUAACAAACAGAACUGGUUUUUGUAAUGUAUGUAUGUAUUGAUGUCUUUGGUUACCAUUGUAUAUGUUCUUUUUCCUGGUAAUCAAAUGUUGGUUGAUUGUGUUGAGCAUUGUCUAAA